UGUGUGCGUGUGUGUGUGUGCGUUUGUUUGAUUUGCCUCGUCGUCUUGCCUGGCUUGUGGUGUGUUGAGUGCGGCUAUGUUGCCUAUCGUCGUCGUCGUCGUUCUUCUACUGACUACCGACUUGUGACUGCCGCUGUGGUGUGCGCGCCUUGUAUUCCGUUUGGUGUUGUGUGCUACACAACCGUGGUGGUAUUUCGAGUGCGCGCGUGUGUUUGUGUGUUCGCCAGUGUCGAUUGUGUGGUGUGUGCCUUCAGAGUUUCUUUGCCUUCUGCUUGCUCUCUGUACCUUCGUUUGACGAUGCAUGACGUUAGUUCACUUCGAUAGCUCCACGAGUUUACACGUGAAUAUUUUAAAGUCUCCGCAUAAAUAAGAAAUAAGAAAAAUUCAUUCAAUUCAUUGCCACAUGCACACACAUACACUCACUCACAAACAAACACAUGCUUGGAAAUAAUAAAAUAGAAAAUUUGAUUUGAAUUCGGCAUUGAGAUCAACAAGAAUUUUUGGAGAACAUAGAAAAAAAGCGAGAAAUUAGAAAAAAAAACACCAAAACAAUUUCCGAAAAAAUCGGUGAAUCUGAAAGAGUUUGAAAGAAAUCACGGCGCGUGAACGCGAGUGCGGAAUAACACACGAGACCAAGAAACCCAAAAAAUAAACCCCAUUGCAAAAAAGUGUUCCAAACAAUCACAAAAAGUGCUAAUGAAAAUCUCAGCAACUUAAAGAAGAAGAAGAAGAAGAGAGCCAUAAAAGUUUUAAAAAAUGCAAAAAAAUUCCUCUUAGAAAAAAUUGCAAAAAUUAAUUAUUCUGAAAUCUCAGACAAUUUUUGAAAUAUACCCCAAAGUUAAAAAGCUUCUGCUCAAAUUCUACGCAAACAUUUUUAAGCUUUUUCCAAAAGCCUCAAAAAUAAAAAAAAAAAAAAUUCAGACAGCCGUCGGUGUUUUGAUUUAGGCGCUCCAUCACAGCCUCGCCCACAACUUGUUGCUUGUUUUUUCACACAGCCAAGAUUUUUGAAAAAGCCGCGGCUCUGGCUUUGCCGCUUUCACCGCCCCACACACCAUUUACUGGCCGAGAAUUUUCUUUUGAUUCCGUUACCACGCAAGACUUCAAGACGGUUGCCUCACGGUUUGAGUGGAAUGAGCAUAGGGACCCUGGUCUUUCUUUUGACAGAUCGGUUUUCAAAGUCGUUAAACUGAGCCCCAACUUGGAGCCCUACCCCGCCAGCGUGGAGGGCCUGAACAGCCCUAGAGCGGUGGGGAUGGCCGCCACCUCGUACAUGACGCCCUCCUCCGGGGAUCUGGAUAUGGCCUUGGGUGGUGGCUAUCACACCUCUUCGCCGCGUUCGGCCGCCGAUGCCGGUGAAAUGAAGUACAUGCAGCACCAUCAUCAUCACCACAGUGCUGCGGCGGCAGCGGCGGCCCAUCAUCAGUUGCCCUCAUCGCCCAGUCCCAGCACCAUAGGUGCCGGAGGUCCCGGUGGGGCAGGGGGACCCGGUGUAUCCUCCGGCAGUCUGAGUUCGGUGACACCCACAGGAGGCCUGAGUUCGAAUCCCUGGACCGCUUUACAUCCCUCAGAUCCCUGGGCCUUGCAGUCGCAUCACUCACAUCACCAUCCCGCCGAUGUCAAACAGGAAAUGUCCCAUUUGUCGCAGCAACAUCGCGUCCAACAGGGCAUGGCCUCACCGCAUGCCUGGCAUGCGCCCGUACAUGCUGCCGCUCACUAUGCCCCCACGGGAGGCUCGCCACUACAAUAUCACCAUGCCAUGAACGGUAUGCUGCAUCCUGCCCAUCCGCAUCACCAGGGAGUUGCUCCCUUACAUCAUGCCUUAAGGGGAGAGUCUCCCUCGCUGCCCAUACACCCCCACCACAUGCAUGGCGAUCGCGAUGUCAGUGGCGGCGAAGAAGAUACGCCCACCUCAGACGAUCUGGAGGCAUUCGCCAAACAAUUCAAACAGCGUCGCAUUAAAUUGGGUUUCACCCAGGCCGAUGUGGGCCUGGCCCUGGGCACCCUCUAUGGCAAUGUCUUCUCGCAGACCACCAUAUGCCGUUUCGAGGCUUUACAGCUGAGCUUUAAGAACAUGUGCAAACUGAAACCCUUGCUACAGAAAUGGUUGGAAGAGGCCGAUUCGACCACCGGCUCACCGACCAGCAUUGACAAAAUCGCCGCGCAGGGCCGCAAGCGAAAGAAGCGCACCAGCAUUGAGGUCAGUGUGAAGGGAGCCCUCGAACAACAUUUCCACAAACAGCCAAAGCCCUCCGCUCAGGAAAUCACAGCGCUAGCCGACAGUCUACAGCUCGAAAAGGAGGUGGUGCGGGUGUGGUUCUGCAAUCGGCGGCAAAAGGAGAAGCGUAUGACACCGCCCAACACCAUGGGUGGCGACAUGAUGGAUGGCAUGCCACCGGGGCACAUGCAUGGCCAUGGAGGCUAUCAUCCGCAUCACGAUAUGCACGGCAGCCCGAUGGGCACCCACAGUCACAGCCAUAGUCCGCCCAUGUUGAGUCCACAGAACAUGCAGACACCGACGGGCCAUCAGCUUGCGGCUCACUAG
Molecule: messenger RNA, 2542 nt
Organism: Stomoxys calcitrans (stable fly)
Lineage: Eukaryota; Metazoa; Arthropoda; Insecta; Diptera; Muscidae
Product: POU domain protein CF1A
Exons: 1
Coding region: 1253-2542 (429 amino acids)
Biological process (GO): regulation of transcription by RNA polymerase II; brain development
Cellular component (GO): nucleus
Molecular function (GO): RNA polymerase II cis-regulatory region sequence-specific DNA binding; DNA-binding transcription factor activity, RNA polymerase II-specific
Source: RefSeq, a predicted model, not a curated record